AUGUAUUAUCAGCGAACCAGAGAGCAUCCACCUACCGUCACAGAUAUAUGCGACCUGCUGGAAGUCUCCAACGGUAGUUACACACAAGGAGACGCAUCCGUAUGGCUGGACCUGGAACCAUAUUACGGCCGCAUUCGGCCGCCCGAAAUCGACUUCCGCUUAUUAAAGGAAUGGAACCGAAUUUGCGGCAACGUCCACGGAGAUCCGUGCGGUCUCACAUCGAUUCACACAAAGCGACGGCCCCGUAUGAUCCGCAGCAUAGACGUCGACGCAAUGUGUAUCGUUGACCUGCGGAAUCCAGGGGCCAAGUGGGUGGCGCCGAGCUACGUCUGGGGCAAGCGAGAGUUCAAGGUGUUGAAGGGGACUUCGCUGGAAUUACUGCGAUGCCCGGGUGCCUUGGACUCUUCGUGGAUACCUGAUACCAUUUUGGACGCCAUCACGGUCACACGCAUGAUAGGUGAGAGAUACCUCUGGACCGACAGUCUUUGCAUCAUUCAAGUCUCGCCCCAAGACAAAGCAACCUUCAUUCCCCUCAUGGAAGUCAUAUACGGGCUCGCUACGUUAACAAUCGUCGCCCUCUCCGGAGAAGGCGCAUACGAUGGACUUCCAGGACUGCAGAAAGCCCCGCCUCCGGACGGGUUGGGCUUCACGCCAGCAGAUCGUAACCGAAGCAAGUACAUGACACGAGGAUGGACUUUCCAAGAGAUACUGCUAUCCCGCUGGCUUCUGAUAUUUACCCAAGAGGUGGUGUUUUGGGAGCGUCAAUCGGCCACUUGGCGCGAAGACGCCAAUUGGGAAAUUCUAGAUCCCGUGAACCGUGGCCUCACCCUCUUUCGCAACAGCGUUUUCAAUUUUGACCACGAGGGGAUUCAUAUCCCAAAAGCUGAUCCAGAAUCGAUCAACCGGAUGUAUCAGAGCUUGGUGUCCGACUACGGUAAAAGGGAAUUGACUUACGAUGGAGACGCCCUAGCCGCCAUUGAGGGAAUUCUAGCCUCCAUUCAGCUCACUAGCGGCUUCGGCUUCACCUGGGCUCUGCCGAAGUCAUUUCUUGGUGUGGCAAUUACAUGGUCAACAGACCACAAUGUCAGCAGUGUUCGCAGGCGCAAAGCAACUUACACAAUAGCCACCAAACAUGAUACGAUACAGGUCCCGUACCCGAGCUGGUCCUGGAUUGGCUGGAUAGGCCCAAACUUGUUCGACGACUUGUUUGGCAGUCUGGUAGGGGAGCACGCCGGUCUGGAAUUUUACAUGCUUGACGGCGAGAAGAACUGGCUCGUCCUCAUUGAACAGAACCAGUCUUUCAUUCAGAUGGAGAGCAGCAACAACCCCCACCGCAGGGCGCCGCCUACAUGGAGAGAAGCUGCCAUUCCCUUCAGGCGCGAGGAUCCGAGUAGGAGGUGCUACCGUGACUAA
This is a messenger RNA of Colletotrichum phormii, 1413 nucleotides long. RefSeq lists its product as uncharacterized. Lineage: Eukaryota; Fungi; Ascomycota; Sordariomycetes; Glomerellales; Glomerellaceae. The record is from RefSeq and is a predicted model, not a curated record. The transcript has 3 exons. Bases 1 to 1413 code for a protein of 470 amino acids.